AUGGUGAAUCUUAGUAAACGGACGCAGUUAUUAAAAACCUUAAAAGAACAAGGGGAGGCUGUACAUUACAGAGGAAGAUCACAGGGCAGUGUAGAUCACGUGACGUGGCUCUGGAGGCACAAAAGACCUGACAUCGUGAGAUCCUGUAUAGGUCUACAUCCACACAACGACAUUUACAUCAUCGACAACAAAGCCUACAGGAAACCAAGUGAACAUCAUAAAUAUUCAGAAUUGGACAGAAGUAUUCUUUACAGUUUACUCUUGUGUGACAAGUACACGAGUGCAGUAAAUGAGGUGGCGUUCAAGUCAAUAUUAAUAAAGGUACGAGAAAGGUAUUUUCAAAGGAUUUCUCCGUCUGAUGAUGUUGAUGUGACAUCCCUUCAAGAUGAUGUUAUGGAAACCCAGAAUUGUGAGGUAACGUUUAUAUCAGACGACAUUCGACAUGACGUCAUGUACGCCUUUGUUACGGAGUGUCUGGUGGAGGACAGUGACCUUGAGUUUUUCCUGACCACGGCGUCACGUGAUGUUAUCUCUGAAUACUGCAGGUCCUGGGGUUAUAAGAGGAGUGAGAGAGAGAGAUGUCUGUAUGUACCGGGCUAUCCAGAGGAGAUGUACGACCUCUUCAUAGACAAACUACAACUGGACAUCAUUACACAUUGCACCGUGUCUGACAGUGGAAUUCGUGACAGGAUCAGUAAACGUUUAAAAGUUCCAGAGGAAAUCCUAAAAUGGGACCAGAAAGCCAGAGAGCGGUAUGUUCAGUACGCCGAGAGAGGGGGAAUACAGAAAGUCCAUCACGCCAGGGGGAUGAUUGUAGGAUGUGCUGGGGCCGGGAAAACAACACUACUGAAUUGUCUUCUCAAGCGAAGUAUGAAGGAAAUAGAGAAUUUGAAGUCAACAGAAGGUCUUGAGGUUCACGAGGAAAUAUUUGAAAUCUGUGAAGAAGAAUGCAUACUAAAAGUUAACAAUAGUGACAAACAUGAAGCAAAUCUAGACACCAAGACCCAAAAAACAAUGAGCGUAUUUGACUUUGGAGGACAGUGUGCGUACUACGCUUGUCAUCAGAUUUACCUGACCAGGAGAGCUUUCUAUGUUGUGGUGGUGGACGCCUCUAAACGUCUUGACCAGAAGGUGGAUAAGUCAGUGUGUGACCAAGAUGGAAGUGUGUUUGCAAAAUGGACUUAUAAAGAUUACUUUCUUUUUUGGAUGAAGUCCGUUCAUACAUACUGUCAUGGCCAUUUACAUAACGACAAAGACAGUGACGUUAUUAUCAUGCUUGUUGCAACACACUGGGAAAAACGUGUUUACAAGGAUGAAGAUGAUUUUCUAGAUAGUUUGCAGAGGGUAUUGCCAGCCAAUUCUAACCUUGUCCAGUACAUCAGAGGAGACAGGUGUUUCUGUACAAAUUUAUUAAAAGACCCAAUAGAUGUCUUUGAAAAAGCCAUAGUACAGAUAGCAGCUAAGGCAAAGUGGAGUGAAAAAAUUCCUUCAGAAUGGAUUUUAACUGACACAUUUCAGAAAGAGAAAUGUAGGCGAGUUAUGAAUCUUGAGGAAAUAAAAAAUCUUUUUAAGCAUCUUGAAGAUGAAAAAUUAGUGCUUGAUCUUGCAAAUGAUAUGUUAAGAUAUUACCACGAUGCUGGGAAAAUUCUUCACUUUGAUGAAGAAUAUCUUAGGAACUCAGUGAUUAUUGAUGUCCAAUGGUUUGUCAAUGCAUUUAAACUUAUUAUCACAGACAGGCAUCAUGUGAAGGGUAUUGUCGCUAAGAGACAAGAUUGGGAGGAAUUUUACAAAACAGGGAAUCUAAAAGAUUCCCUCCUCGAUGACAUAUGGAAAUUUGAAGAUCAAAGUGUUUUGGAUUCUAUCCAAACUAAAAUCUCCUCGAAAAAUACAAAGUUUGAUGAAGACCCCUACUUUCUACUUUACCACAAAAAUCUAUUAUUGUUGUACAUGCAACGAUUAGGUUUGAUAUCUAGUGGGAUCCACACGCAUUAUGUUCCUUCUAUGAAUAAAAAGGACUUUGGAGAAACACAGAAAAAAAUAAUCGUGGGGUCGGAUUCAAAGUCAUCAGUUCUUGUAUACUUGUUCGACUUCUUGCCAUAUUUCUUCUUUUAUCGUUUAGUCGUAGAAUUAAUGCAAACCAAAAAUUGGGAAGUUCUGACGAGUGAAGGUAUUAGUUCUUUGUACAAAGAUGCUGCUAUGUUCAAUCACAAAAGUCAUAAUAUCGCAAUCGCUGUAACUCCAUCUACAAUUCAACUUCAAAUAUUCCAGUCCGGUUCACAAUCGAAAAUGCUCCCUGAAGUGACAUUGUCUAUUCGUAAAAAAAUUGAGGUAAUAUUGCAGAGUGUGACGAAAUCGUUCCACCAAAGUCUAGCAUACGAAGUUGGAUUCAUUUGUGAUGGAGAAGAAGAUCAAAUUUUAGGCAGAGAAAUUGCUUACAACUUUGUUGAGGAAAGCAAGAUGAAAAGUGGAAGAAAUAUGCUUCAGUGGGCAUCAGGAUGGCCAUCAUAUGUUUUCGAAAAGACAUCAACAAGCACCACAUUAAUUGCCAUGGGCAAAGGAGGAGCCCACCAUGAUCAUCUUUGGGAUAUGUUGGACGCAAUUUCCUACUGCCAAGGCAGCGAAACAACGCAGAAGAAAAUAACUGACUUCUUCGAGCAAUAA
Molecule: messenger RNA, 2661 nt
Organism: Saccostrea cuccullata (small rock oyster)
Lineage: Eukaryota; Metazoa; Mollusca; Bivalvia; Ostreida; Ostreidae
Product: probable serine/threonine-protein kinase pats1
Exons: 7
Coding region: 1-2661 (886 amino acids)
Source: RefSeq, a predicted model, not a curated record